This is a messenger RNA of Anopheles coustani, 2853 nucleotides long. RefSeq names its product ankyrin repeat domain-containing protein 13D. The transcript is spliced from 5 exons. Lineage: Eukaryota; Metazoa; Arthropoda; Insecta; Diptera; Culicidae. The coding region runs from base 206 to 2152 and encodes 648 amino acids. The record is from RefSeq and is a predicted model, not a curated record. Gene Ontology annotation, cellular component: cytoplasm. Gene Ontology annotation, molecular function: protein binding.
GUGUGAAGCUUGAAAAUACUGCCGCCCAAGAUCAUUUAGAAACGUUUUCCGGAGGAGAAAAGAUAGGCAGGAUCCCAAAUUAAGUUACUGCUUAGUGUGAUAAGACUUCGUGUUAUUCCUUUUUUUGUUGGUGGUGCAUCAUUUCACGGAUGUGCUGUGUGCUAACGGAGAUUCUUAUUAGUAGCCAGUAGCGAGCAAGUGCAAAAUGAUCACCGUCGAUAAGAUCAAGGAAUGUUUUCCCAUUCAUUGGUACGUGUGGAACAACGAUUAUCAGGAGCUGCAGCAGGCCAUAAAUGACAAAUCGCAUGAUUUGGAAAAGCUGGAUCCCCGAGGGCGAACGCCACUCAUGCUGGCCGUGAAGUUGUCCCACCUGGAAUGCGUAAAGGCUCUGCUAGCUGCCAAAUGCAAUGCGAACGUGGAAUGUGAUGGAUGGUCAGUUGUACAGGAGGCCGUCUGUUCCGGCGAUCCGAACAUCCUGACGGCAAUUCUCGAGGUGCGCGAUUUGCAGCGUCACAUCAAACGGGUAUCGCACGUGCCGCAGCUACUGCAGCACCUACAGGACACGCCAGACUUCUACGUGGAGAUGAAAUGGGAGUUCACCAGCUGGGUUCCGCUGAUGUCGCGCGUCUGCCCGAGCGAUACGUACAAAGUGUACAAGCGGGGAUCGAACGUACGCAUCGACACGACGCUGCUGGGCUUCGAUAACAACACCUGGCAGCGGGGUAACCGGAGCUACAUUUACAAGGGUCAGGCGACCACGGCCAGCAUGAUCGAGAUCGAUCACGACACGGGCGAGGUGUCGGUGGAGCACAUGCGGAACAUCGAGUCGGAGAACAUCGACGGUAUUCGGCCGUCGAAGGAAGCGGUCCACCUGCGCCUGCAAGCCCCCGUCAUCUGCAAUCACAUCGACAUGGAGAAGAUCAGCUUCGAGCGCAACAAAUCCGGCUUCUGGGGCUGGCGAAGCGAGAAGGUCGAGUCGAUCAAUGGCUACGAGUGCAAGGUGUACGGGGCGAGCAACGUCAAGUUCAUCACGCGCACACGCAACGAACACCUCGGGGACAACGAGCAGGCGCGGGUGAAAAACUCGCGCACCCCACUGCAGCACUUCCUGGGCAUGACGGAGGAGGACUACGACCAUGCGGCGGCCGGGUCGAGUACAAGUGCACUUAGGGAACCGGCUCCAAACGGCACCGACGAUCGCUCACCGGAUGGUGCCGAAGGUGGUGCCGGAACAGCGGAAAGUAAUGGGCCGGAUGCGCCGUCCGCACCGACGGCGGAAGAGUACUUUUCCGAUAUCGAUCUGAACGGGCGGGACGUGGGGAAACCAAAGAGAAUCACUGCCAAAGAACAACACUUUAAGGCGAACAUCUGGCUGAGCGAAGAGUUCCCGAUCAAGCUGCAGGAGCAGGUGCUGCCCAUACUGGACCUCAUGUCCACCAUGGCCAGCCCGCACGUGUCCAAGCUGAAGGAUUUCAUCACCAUGCAGUUGCCCUCGGGAUUCCCGGUGAAAAUAGAAAUUCCCCUCUUCCACGUGCUGAACGCGGUCGUCACGUUCGGGAAUGUGUUUGCGAUCGAGCAGCCGGUUGCCCACGUCACCCACAUACGGGAGAGUGACGAUCGCACGACCUGCAUCAUCGACGACGCGUGCUUCGAGGCACCGAGUGGGUACGGGGUUCGGCGCGGUAUCGCCGACUUCCGCUCGCAGCUGACGUUCGAGGACGAGGACGAGCUGAUGCAGUUCGCGAUCCAGCAGAGUUUGGUCGAGACGGGCAGCGAGAACGACAAGGUGGACAUCUGGGAAGCCCUAAAAGCGCCCCGGCCCCUUACGCCGCAAUACUACGAGGAUGAGCAGCUGCAGAGAGCUUUGCAAGAAUCACUGAUAACCGGAUUUCAAAGCAGUGCCCACGUGGCUUCCGGGGGUGCCGGUGCCGAGGCGGGCACUCUUCCGCCAGCGGUGGCCCUCGACCAUCGCGUGACGGCGGGAUCGGGCAUCCACCAACCGGACGACGACACGCCGCCCGACUAUCUGGACCCGAAUCUGGAGCUUGCCAUCAAACUGAGCCAGGAGGAAGAGCGCCGUCGUGAGGAAGAUCUCCGGCGGGAGGAGGAAAUGCUGGCCGAGGUGCUCCGGCUAAGCUUGCAGGAGAAGUAGUAGUUUCCAAAACCGUUCCACUGCGCGCUGGCCACCAUGCUUUCUUUUCGACAGGUUUUCGUUUUUGAAUGUUUUGAUCCUGACAAAAAGGCACAGAGUAGCGACAUUUGGCCCCGUUCCCGUAAAGGUCCGAAUUCAAACGAAAAGAGCGAUAAAGUAUACCUCGAUACCGGAAGUAUUUACCCAAUUAUCUGCAAAUAAUCUGCAAAACGAAACCCUGCUUGCCCGUCCGUACGCUUCACGAGGAUUCCAGUAGCUUCCGUUUUACUAGAAUAUUAUAGCCCAUUCGGACGAAACAAAAUCCGAUUCUUUGCACACAAAUACACACACAGAACACACGGAGAAGAAAAAACAAAAAAAUCCUUCCGCAACGAGAGAGAGACUACUUAAUGUAAUGAUAUAAUAUACAGACCUAUAUAUAUAUAUAAAUAUAAAUAUGAAGAAAAUUGAUUCCUAAAUCGACCCUAACGAUCAGACCCUACAUACAAUAUACCGUGCACAAGAGGGUGCAUGCGCCAAAGCUGUACGAUCCGAGGUCAGUUCCGGGAAGGGGGUACAUUCUCGAUAGCAAAUUCGUUUAAAAAGCUUCCCUUCGCGAACGUUGGGAGAGAGGGCGGAAUGAACACUGAACGACAAAAACAAGUAACACUAUUUUAUACUAAUCGCUUCAUAAUCAGUCAAUAAAUUUUAUCUAUUUAUAU